ACAAGUUUUUGGAGCAUUCAAGUCAUAGUCAAACACCACGGCCUCUACUAUCACAAGUCACAAAUCUACACCAAGAAAAGACACAAUGAUGCCACUUUCUCUUUGCUUCUCUCCUCUCACACUCCAUACCCAACAACUUCAUCAUUCUAGAAUCAAAAUCCCUCUUUUCAGGUCCAACAUUGCAAUUAAAUCUACAAUUCCCAUCUCUCAAAACCCUAAACAACAUCUUUCAAGAUCAAGAAUCCGUAGGAUCCGAUCAUGUCAAACAAAUCCCGGAGAAUCAUCUCCUGUGACUCUUUCUCCAGCAAACGACAGAUGGGAAACUGUGUUGUCGAAUUUAGCAAGCUUGUAUCCUGUAUAUGUGACGGUAGGAGGUGUAGUUGCGUGUUUAAAGCCUUCAACUUUUUCAUGGUUUGUAGAAAGAGCUCCAAAUUCUUAUAGCUUUUCACUUGGGUUUAUUAUGCUUGCUAUGGGUCUCACUUUGGAGUUCAAAGAUUUGGUCAAUCUGUUCAAGGAAAGGCCUCUUUCUAUACUCUUUGGAUGUGCUUGUCAGUACACAAUUAUGCCAGCUUUUGGAUUCAUAAUAAGCAGAUUGUUGGGGCUCUCACCAUCUCUUUCAGUUGGUCUAAUAUUGCUUUCUUGUUGUCCAGGAGGCACUGCCUCUAAUGUGGUGACCUUGAUUGCUCAAGGAGACGUACCAUUGUCUAUAGUGAUGACAGUAUGUAGCACUCUUGGAGCAGUGUUUCUUACUCCUCUUUUGACAAUGUUUUUGGCUGGAACUUAUGUUCAUGUUGAUGCUGUUAAACUUUCAAUCAGCACAAUGCAGGUUGUAGUUGCACCUGUUCUUGUGGGGUCUUAUUUGCAGAGUACCUUUCCAAAGGCAGUGAAAACUGCACUGCCUUUUGCACCACUACUAGCUGUCUUGACCUCAUCACUACUUGCUUGCAGUGUAUUAUCUGAAAACAUCGGUCGUCUGAAAUCAUCAAUGGUUCUGACAUCAUUAUCAUCUGAAACCUCUCCCCUUCUUUAUGCUCGUUCCUUUUUGUCAAGUGAAAUGGGAAUGGUUGUUCUUUCGGUGCUCUUACUUCAUUUUGCAGGCUUCUUUGUAGGGUAUAUAGCAGCAACCCUAGUGGGAUUUAAAGAGAGAGAAAGACGUGCUGUAUCCAUUGAGGUUGGAAUGCAGAAUUCAUCAUUGGGUGUGGUGUUAGCAGCAUCACAUUUCAGCUCGCGUAUGGUUGCAUUACCACCAGCAGUUUCUGCUGUGGUAAUGAAUAUAAUGGGUAGCAGCUUGGGUUUCUUUUGGAGAUUUGUUGAUCCUUCUGAUUCAGAAUCUAGCUCCAAAGAUGUGUUCUUGUGAUUUUUUUGAAUGCUUAUUAGCAAUUUGUAGGGUUAGUCGUUUGUGAUCAAAAGGGUCAUUAUUACAGUUCUUUUUGGAAAUGCAAGUAAAAGACUGUGUACAAAGACUUCCAUUCUUGUUUUGUUGAGCUUGUAAAGAGCUUGAAUGUAUUGGGAUGAAGUCAUGGCUCAUGGGGUGGGGUCAAGUUGUUUGGAGGAUCGCAUAUUAUUUAUGAAAUAUGGAAUAAUGUUUUAUUCAUAAAUCAAAGUCAAAAUAUAUAAUUUUAGGUUAUGGGAGCAA
This is a messenger RNA of Lactuca sativa (garden lettuce), 1636 nucleotides long. RefSeq names its product putative sodium/metabolite cotransporter BASS1, chloroplastic. Lineage: Eukaryota; Viridiplantae; Streptophyta; Magnoliopsida; Asterales; Asteraceae. Gene Ontology annotation, cellular component: membrane. The record is from RefSeq and is a predicted model, not a curated record.